CCAGACCAGACCAACCACUCUCAUACCAUACCAAUUUCCUGUUUACCCUCUUCACUGUCUGUUAACAAUGGCUGAAACUGCUGCUUCUGCCCUCUUCAGUGUCAUUUUUGAGAAGCUAACCGAUGAAGCCUUCAAGAAAUUUGCUCGCUCUCAGAAAAUUGAUUCUGAGCUCAAUAAACUGCAGAGCACACUCUCCCAUAUCCAAGAUCUGCUUACUGAUGCUUCUGAGAAAGAAAUAACUAAAAAAGCUGUUAAACAAUGGCUCAACCGUCUCCAACAUUUGGCUUACGACAUCGAUGACUUUCUGGACGAUGUGGCUACCGAAGCUAUGCGUCGUGAGCUGUCACAGGAAUCGGGAGCAAUCACCAGCAAGGUAAGAGACCUCAUCGUCCCAACUUGCUGCACAAAAUUCUCACUAAGUCAACGUCUGCAUCACAAGUUAGAUAGCAUCAACACCAAGUUACAACAUCUAGAAAAACAAAAAGCUGAUCUUGGUUUGAUUGUGAAAGAUGAAAAACAAAAAGUUAGAAGAAACGAAACAUCUUUGCUAGAAUCUGAUGUUGUUGGGCGAGAAGGUGAGAGAGAGAAGUUGAUCAACAAGUUGUUGCUGGAUGAGCCGUCUAAACAAAACUUCAUUAUCGUACCCAUCGUUGGUAUGGGUGGGGUGGGGAAGACCACUCUGGCUAGAAUAUUGUACAACGAUACGCGAGUGAAGGAUCACUUUGAACUCAUGGCAUGGGUUUGCGUGUCCGAUGAGUUUGAUAUAUUUAAAAUAAGUGAAACCAUCUAUCAAUCAGUGGCUACAGAUGACAAGCAGUUUAAAGACAUAAAUCUGCUUCAAACUGCUCUGAGAGAGCAACUUGAGGACAAAAGAUUUCUUCUAGUACUUGAUGAUGUUUGGAAUGAAAACUAUGACGACUGGGAAAACCUAGUGCGUCCAUUUCAUUCUGGGGCUACUGGAAGUAGGGUAAUCAUGACAACUCGCAAGCAUCAACUGCUUAAAAAGAUAGGUUUUAAUCAUUUAGACCAUCUUGAGAAUUUGUCGCAUGAAGAUGCUUUGUCUUUAUUAGCUCUACAUGCAUUAGAUGUAGAUAACUUUGAUUCGCAUGAAACACUUAAACCACAAGCUGAAGGUAUUGUGAAAAAGUGUGGUGGUUUGCCUUUAGCUUUAAAGGCAAUUGGAAGGUUACUGAGAACCAAAACCGAGGUAGAAGAAUGGGAUGACGUGUUGAAAAGUAAGAUAUGGGAUUUAGAAAAUGCUGAUGCAAUUGUUCCAGCCCUAAGGCUAAGCUACAAUGAUCUUUCUGCUGAUUUGAAGCGCUUGUUUGCAUACUGCUCUUUGUUCCCGAAGGACUUUUUGUUUGACAAGGAGGAGUUGAUAUUAUUAUGGAUAGCUGAAGGGUAUCUGAACGAGUCAACUGCAAACAAGUCACCAGAACGGUUGGGCCAUGAAUAUUUUGAUAAAUUGCUAUCAAGGUCCUUUUUUCAACGCGCACCUAAUGGCAAAUCUUUUUUUGUGAUGCAUGAUCUCAUGAACGACCUGGCCACAUUUGUUGCUGGAGAAUAUUUUGUAAGGUUUGAUAAUCAGAUGGAGAUGACGAAGGAAGCUUUAGCCAAGUACCGACAUAUGUCAUUUAUUCGUGAGGAGUACGUAGCUUUCCAAAAGUUCGGGGCAUUUGAAAAGGCCAGAAGUUUGAGAACAUUGUUACCGGUAUAUGUUGGGGUAGAUCAACGCUGGAAGGAUUUUUACUUAUCCAGCAAGAUUUUGGUUGACUUGCUUCCUCAGCUACCAUUGUUAAGGGUUCUUUCUUUGAGGCGUUUUAAGAUAUGUGAGGUACCAAAUUCCAUUGGUACUUUGAAGCACCUGCGGUAUCUUAAUCUAUCUGAUACAAAUAUAAAAGAGUUGCCUGAGAAUGUUGGCAGUCUUUAUAAUUUACAGACAUUGAUAGUUUCUGGAUGUGAAAGUCUGACCAAUUUGCCUAAAAGCUUCUUUAAACUCAAAAGGCUGAGGCAUUUUGACAUCAGAAAUACUCCACUUUUGAAGAAGUUGCCUUUGGGAAUUGGUGAGUUGAAAAGCCUACAGACUCUCACUAGGAUCAUCAUCGGAGGAAACAGUGGCUUUGCAAUAACCGAGCUUAAGGGAUUAAAGGAUCUGCACGGGGAAAUUUCCAUCGAGGGUUUGAACAAAGUGCAAAGCUCAAUACAUGCACGUGAAGCAAACUUAUAUUUAAAAGAGAUUAGCAAGUUAGAGUUGAAAUGGGAUGAUGGUUCUGGAAGUGAAACACUUGAGACAGAGGUUCUCAAUGAGCUAAAGCCCUGUAGUGAUAAGUUGAAAUCGCUUAAGAUUAAAUCUUAUAAGGGAAUAGAGUUUCCAAAUUGGAUUGGGGAUCCUUCUUUUAAUCGGUUGGUUCACGUGUCGCUGCGGGGUUGUAGAAAAUGUACAUCUCUGCCGCCCCUUGGGCGACUACCUUCACUUAAAAUUCUAAGGCUUGAAAAUAUGUCGAGUUGGGAGGUAUGGUCAACCAAUAGCGAGGCAAUGUUUCCAUGCCUUCGAGAGCUUCAAAUAAUAAACUGUCCCAAUUUGAUUGAUGUCUCAGUUGAAGCAUUACCUUCACUAAGAGUAUUAACAAUAUAUAAAUGUUGUGAAAGCGUGCUGAGAAGUCUGGUGCGAGCAGCUUCAUCAACCACUAAGUUGAAAAUAACGUCAAUUUUUGGGCUUACGGAUGAGGUGUGGAGAGGUCUUAUAGAGAAUUUAGGGGCAGUUGAAGAGCUACGCAUACAAUGUUGUGGUGAAAUUAGAUACAUGUGGGAAUCAGAAGAAGAGGCAAGUAAAGUUCUUGUAAACUUAAAGAAACUGAAGGUAUUUGGGUGUAAAAAUUUGGCGAGUUUAAGUGAAAAAGAAGAGGAGGAGAAUAACAAUGGGGGCAACCUCCUAUCAUCUCUUAGGAUUUUGGAUGUACAAGCCUGUGAGAGUAUGGAGCGUUUGUGUUGUCCAAAUAGCAUUGAGAGUUUAACUAUCACUUGCUCUGACUCACUUACACAUGUCUCCUUACCAAGAGCAACAACAACAGGUGGAGGAGGGCAGAAUCUCAAGUCACUUGCUAUAGAUAUAAAUGGUUGUGAAAAUCUAAAAUCAAUAAAUCAAUUGAGCAACUCCACUCACCUCACCUCUUUGUCAAUAAGUGAAUGUAGAAACAUGGAGUUAUUUUCUGAUCUUCAUCAGCUAUCAAAUCUCACCAGGUUGUACAUACGAGGUUGUAAAAGCAUAGAGUCAUUUUCUGACCUUGAGCUAUCAAACCUCACCAGGUUGAGAAUAGAACGUUGUGAAAGCAUAGAGUCAUUUCCUAACCUCCAUCUGCCAAAUCUCACAGAACUGAACAUAAGAAGUUGCAAAAACAUGAAGGCAUUUGGUGACCUGCAGGUGCCAAAUCUGAUCAGUUGGAGCACAACAGAUUGUGAAAAUCUGGAGUCAUUUCCUGACCUUCAGCUAUCCAAUCUCACCAUGUUAAAACAUAUGUGUAUCAUAAAUUGUCCAAUGCUUGAUGCUUCCUUUCCUCGUGGGCUUUGGCCUCCCAAUUUGGUUAGGCUUACAACAGGGGGGUUGAAAAAGCCCAUCUCAGAAUGGGGCUAUCAGAAUUUCCCUGCUUCGCUUGUCGACCUAAGAUUAUUUGAUGAACCCAAUGUGAGGAAUUUUAGUCAAUUGUCCCCCCUUCUCCCUUCUUCUCUUACAUCUCUGGACAUAACUGGAUUUGAUAAUCUGGAAUCACUUUCAACGGGACCCCAACACCUCACAUCCCUUCAACAUCUCAGGAUUACCAAUUGCCCAAAGUUGAACGAUCUACUAGAGACGCUGUUACCUUCACUUUUGACUUUGGGUAUAAGUAAUUGCCCAAAAUUGAAAGAAAGAUGUGAAGGAAGAGGCUCCCACUACUGGGCCCGAAUCUCUCAUAUCCCCUGCAUCUACAUAACAGACUAGAAAAGAUUUCUAAAGCCAUCACAGCCGAUGGCUUAAUCAAGGCAGUUAGUUUUUUUGGUGACCCGUAUGCGAACCUCUGGCUCCCACCCUCAG
Helianthus annuus (common sunflower) is the source of this 4069-nucleotide messenger RNA. RefSeq names its product putative disease resistance protein RGA1. NCBI's taxonomy places the organism in Eukaryota, Viridiplantae, Streptophyta, Magnoliopsida, Asterales, Asteraceae. Gene Ontology annotation, biological process: defense response to other organism. The record is from RefSeq and is a predicted model, not a curated record. The coding region runs from base 68 to 3976 and encodes 1302 amino acids. The transcript has 2 exons. Gene Ontology annotation, molecular function: ADP binding; protein binding.